AUCAAGCCCAGGUGGUUGGAAGCUCUUUACGUGCAGAAAUUCUUUUCGCCUUGCUCAAUUCACGACGCGGCCAAGAAAAACGAGAAGAAUAUUUGUUGUUUGGAUUGUUGCACGAGCAUUUGUCCUCAUUGUGUGAUUUCCCAUAGAGCCCAUCGGCUACUUCAAAUACGCCGUUAUGUGUAUCAUGAAGUUGUUCGGUUAGAGGACCUUGAGAAGCUCAUGGAUUGUUCAAACAUACAGGCUUAUACGAUUAACGCUGCAAAAGUGGUGUUCAUCAAGAAGAGACCUCAAAACAGGCAAUUCAAAGGGUCUGGAAACUAUUGCACGUCUUGUGAUAGGUCUUUACAAGACCCAUUUAUCCAUUGCUCUCUAGGCUGCAAGGUACGCCUGCCUUUAUUAUUAACUUCAAUUCUAAUUUUACUCAUUUUUUUAUAUGCAAUAUCAGUCUCGAUUACAAAAUUUUACUCAUCUAAG
Messenger RNA from Striga asiatica, 474 nucleotides. Lineage: Eukaryota; Viridiplantae; Streptophyta; Magnoliopsida; Lamiales; Orobanchaceae. The record is from the annotation of a GenBank genome assembly.